Messenger RNA from Adineta steineri, 354 nucleotides. Lineage: Eukaryota; Metazoa; Rotifera; Eurotatoria; Adinetida; Adinetidae. The record is from the annotation of a GenBank genome assembly.
AUGUCGGACAGCGCACGACGACCACUCCCAGCUCCACGACCAUACGGUACACGUGCUAGACCUGUGAUGGUAGCACGUCCCAUACGACCUGUUGCAACUGGUGCAGGUUCAGCUGGACUUGGCGGUGCUCUUGGUGCUAUUGGUGGCACUCUUGGUUGUCUUCUUUGUUUAGCAGCUAUCGGAGCAUUGGGUUUAUUUGCAUGCCUCAUAGCUAUUACAGCAUACGCCAAACAAUUUCUUGAUGCAUAUAAAAGAGUAGAAGGUAUUAGUGGAGUCGGCCGAAUGGACGUUGGUGUUAUCCUCUUAUUCGCUUCACUUUUUUAUACUCUCAUCUGUCGUAUAAAGCGAAGCUAG